Messenger RNA from Leptinotarsa decemlineata (Colorado potato beetle), 2191 nucleotides. RefSeq names its product phenoloxidase 1. Gene Ontology annotation, molecular function: oxidoreductase activity. Lineage: Eukaryota; Metazoa; Arthropoda; Insecta; Coleoptera; Chrysomelidae. The record is from RefSeq and is a predicted model, not a curated record.
GUUCACUUUUGUGCUUUUGUCCACAGUGGAAAUCUUCAAAGAAACUCAUCCAAGAUGAAUAACACCAAGAAAAAUAUUGUCAAACUAUUCGUUAGGCCAAAGGAAUUGGUUAUUAUGCCAAAAGGAGAAGACAACUCCGUCUUUGACGUACCAAUGGAAUAUUUGCCUGACAAGUUCAAAAACGUAGCAGCUCAGAUCGUCAGCAGAUUUGGGGAAGAAGCUAGCUCAAAAAUUCCUGUGAACACCAUUUCUAUUCCCCCUCUGGGAGAAAUUCUGGAACUUGCUCGUGAUGAGAACUUCUCUCUUUUCAUCCCCAAACACAGAAGGAUUGCGGGUCGGCUCAUAGAUAUCUACUUAGGAAUGCGUAAUGUGGAUGAUCUUCUGUCAGUAGCAGUUUACACCAGAGACCGCGUCAAUCCUUAUCUCUUCAAUUAUGCUUUAUCUGUUGCUCUGUUGCAUCGUCCCGAUACUCAGGACGUCGACCUGCCUUCUUUCAUCCUUGCUUUCCCGGAUAAGUACGUUGACAGCAAAGUAUUUGCCAAAGCUAGGGAGGAAGCCAACAUUGUUCCCGAAGGAUCUAGAAUGCCAAUUGAAAUUCCCAAAGACUUCACAGCAUCCGACUUGGAAACUGAACAUCGCCUGGCUUAUUUCAGAGAAGACUUGGGAAUCAAUCUUCACCACUGGCACUGGCACUUGGUUUAUCCCUUCGAAGCUGCUCUUGAAGUUGUCAACAAAAAUAGAAGAGGAGAACUGUUCUACUAUAUGCAUCAACAAAUCAUCGCAAGAUAUAACUUCGAACGUCUCUGUCAUAAACUUAAGCGAGUUGAACGGUUCAUUGACUUUAGAGGAGAAAUUCCAGAAGCAUACUUUCCAAAACUGGACAGUUUGGUGGCGAGUAGGUCUUGGCCUGCCCGUGUUGCCAAUCAAAAACUCAGUAACUUGAAAAGAGAAUCGGACCAGAUACAAAUUGAUCUAGAUGAUUUGCAGAGAUGGAGGGAUAACAUUGUGGCUGCUAUCAACUCUGGUUUUGUCAGAAAUGAGCAAGGACAGGAAAUACAACUUACGGAGUUUGAGGGAAUCGACAUCUUGGGAAACAUGAUGGAAGCCAGUAUUCUUUCCCCGAACAGAGCUGUCUACGGGGACUUCCAUAAUAUGGGACACGUUUUCAUUUCGUACAUCCACGAUCCAGACAACAGACAUCUUGAAUCUUUCGGAGUGAUGGGUGACUCAGCAACAGCCAUGAGAGAUCCUAUUUUCUACAGAUGGCAUGCCUAUAUUGACGAUAUUUUCCAGAAAUUCAAGUCUUCUUUGCCAAGAUAUACCGUAGAACAGUUGAAUUAUCCUGGAAUCUCCCUGGAAGAAAUAUCUAUCGAAAGUGGAAACCAACGUAACAACAUCCAGACAUUCUGGCAACAGUCCGAUGUGGAUCUCUCCCGUGGAAUGGACUUCCAACCUCGUGGAGCGGUCUUCGUGAGAUUCACCCAUCUCAACCACACAGAGUUCAACUACAGAAUCAUUGUGAACAACACAGCAAACGGAAAUAGGCAAGGCACCUGCAGGAUAUUCCUAUCACCCAAGUUCGACGAAAGGGGCAACCCUUGGUUGUUCACUCAUCAGAAGCACAUGUUCAUCGAGAUGGAUAAGUUCACCGUGAAUUUGAAACAAGGAAAGAAUACCAUCAAUCGCUCAUCAACCCAAUCAUCUGUUACCAUUCCUUUCAACCGUACAUUCAGAGACUUGGACAACAACAGACCAACAGGUGGUGAAAACCUGGCUCAAUUUAACUUCUGUGGAUGCGGAUGGCCCCAGCAUAUGUUGACACCAAUGGGAAAUUCUGAAGGCAUGCAGUGCCAGCUGUUUGUUAUGAUUUCUAACUACGCAGAUGACAGGAUCGAGCAAUCCAUUGAAGGUGCCUGCAACGACGCUGAUAGUUUCUGUGGAAUCAAGGACAAACUGUACCCCGAUCGCCGAUCCAUGGGGUACCCCUUCGACCGCCAACCCCGUAGUGGGGUUGACACCCUCCAGCAAUUCCUGACCCCCAACAUGAGAGUGCAAGAUGUCGUCAUCAAGUUCACCAACAGGGUUUUCAGACCAAGAGAAACGAACUAAGGAAAUUGAAAAUGAAAUUGCACGAUUUAUAAUUUGUGGUGUUGACAGUUUUGAAAGAAUAAAUCACUAAUGUAUCAUUUUA